AUGAAGUUUUCCGCCAUUUUUGCCAUUCUAACACUGGCCAGCGCCGCGGCUGCGGCCCCGGCCGAGUCCAGUACCCACCAAGAUGCCAACAACAUCAUUAUUAGGAACGACGUCAAUGACGGCCCAUACGACGAGAACAACAAGGCCUAUAACGGAGUGUAG
Pyricularia oryzae 70-15 is the source of this 162-nucleotide messenger RNA. RefSeq lists its product as uncharacterized. Bases 1 to 162 code for a protein of 53 amino acids. The record is from RefSeq and is a predicted model, not a curated record. The transcript is spliced from 2 exons. Lineage: Eukaryota; Fungi; Ascomycota; Sordariomycetes; Magnaporthales; Pyriculariaceae.